AUUUUCAUUUUUCUCUUUUUGACUUGUGAAUUAAUUGUGGUUUGUGAUUUGUACGACGGGGUCAACAAAUUUGCAAUGUCUUCAAACAGUUUAAAGAAGCAAUUGCUUAAGGGUCGAACUUCAAAACGAUGGGUAGUUGUUAUAUUCAAAGAAAGUAAAGACUUUAGUGUUGUACCUAUUAAUUGGCUUAAACUAGAUUUUAAUCUUGAAGAUUUGAAUGGAUCUAAUAUUUCAUUAGUUAAUUAUUGCCAAUGGCCACCCUUCAAAGUGACAAGUGUUGAACUAAUGAAGGCUGAUGAUCCAGAUGAUACAUGGAAAUCAUUCAAAGUAAAAAUUUUGGAUGGUAAAAUAUAUGUGAAUUUUAAAGUGGCAUGGCUCAAACAAGUGGAAAUUGAGUUCUCAGUUACAGAAAGUGAACAAGAAGCUCCCAAGAAAAAAAAGAUACGUCUGCUAAGCUCAUCUUCAGAUGAAAGUCAAGUUGAAGAAAGUUCUUUCUCUAUAAUGCCUGUAAACAGUAGAAAACAUAUCGAAAGCGAAUAUUAUGAACCUAGACAGUAUACUGAGUUGCAAGGAAACAAAGUACCAGAUACAUAUUAUAAACAACAAAUAUCAGUUCUGCCAGCUGAUCAAAAUCCUACCACAUCUGCUCCCGGCUCAAUUGAUGAUGAUGAGUUUUCAUCAAACAAAAACAUAGCUCUAUUGAUUUCUACAUCACAAACCCCAAAUUGUUCUGAAACACAAUUUGAGCGCAGAAACUACACAGAGUUGCAAGUAAACAAUGUUCCAGUACCAGCUAUAUAUGAUCAACAAAUAUCCAUUUUACCGGCUGUUCAAAAUCCUACCCCGUCUACUUCUGGUUCAAUUGAUAAUCAAUUUUCCUCAAACAGGAACAUAGAUCAGCUAAUGUAUCCACUACCAACCACAAAUUUCUCUACAACACAUUAUAAACCCUAUAUUGCUACAAAUUCAUAUAAUUCAUUACAGAGUGAUCGUGUUUUUGAUAACAAUAUAAGUACAGAUCAAUCACUUUCUGAAACACUGAUAAAGAUUCAAAAGGAACUAGUAGCUAAUACUUUUAUGUUGAAUCGUUUGUUGUCGAAAGUUGAAGUAUUAGAAUCCAAUUCUAAAAAUAAUAAUAUAGGGUACUCUUCAAAAACUAAUCAAUACAUUGAUUCUGAUUUUUUAUCACUAUUUCCAAUGAAGACAAAAGAAGAAUUUUUAUCUAUUGAAGAUAAAAUUGUUCAUGAUCUUGAUUUUGUUUCAAAACUGGAAUCAUUUAUUAGAAGUAUUGGUGGGUGUGGAACAAAAAAUAAUAUAACAAGAGUAUUACAAAAGAUAUUUAUUGAUGAAUUCGCUGUUAUAGCCACUUUGACUGGUCGUGGGAAGAAUAUAUCUGUUGCUUUAGGCAGUUCCGAAAUUAUUAAGCUAGUUAAAAGGAUAAUUAAAGCAAAUUCAAACAAUGUAUUGACAGAUUCUGAAUAUGAAACAGUAGUAGCAAAUUGGUUAAGACACGGAAAUACUCGAUUGGGUAGAUCAAAUAAUAAAUAA
Messenger RNA from Metopolophium dirhodum (rose-grain aphid), 1548 nucleotides. RefSeq lists its product as uncharacterized. Bases 76 to 1548 code for a protein of 490 amino acids. The transcript is spliced from 9 exons. The record is from RefSeq and is a predicted model, not a curated record. Lineage: Eukaryota; Metazoa; Arthropoda; Insecta; Hemiptera; Aphididae.